This is a messenger RNA of Hordeum vulgare subsp. vulgare (domesticated barley), 1039 nucleotides long. Its product is annotated as transport inhibitor response 1-like protein. Gene Ontology annotation, cellular component: SCF ubiquitin ligase complex. Bases 1 to 978 code for a protein of 325 amino acids. The record is from RefSeq and is a predicted model, not a curated record. The transcript has 2 exons. Lineage: Eukaryota; Viridiplantae; Streptophyta; Magnoliopsida; Poales; Poaceae. Gene Ontology annotation, biological process: SCF-dependent proteasomal ubiquitin-dependent protein catabolic process.
AUGCCUCCUCCGGAGCUCUGCCCAGAUCCGGAGCGCCGCCCUGCCUCCUGCGCCUCCCCGCUCUCCCUGCCUUUCCUUGCGCCGCAGCCUCGCGCUGCCGCAGCUCGCGCCAGCAGCCGCUCCCACCGCGCGCCUCACUUGCCCCUCAAUUUUAGCUUUGCGGCUCUAACUGCCGAAGAGUUCAUACCAGUUAUUCGCCACUGCAUCAAUCUUCGCACUUUAUGGGUUCUUGAUACUGUGGGUGAUGAAGGCAUUCGGGCUGUGGCUGAAACAUGCUCAAAUCUCCGUGAGCUACGGGUUUUUCCUCUGGAUGCCACUGAGGAUUCUGAGGGCUCAGUCUCAGAUAUUAGUCUCCACGCAAUCUCAGAAGGCUGCCGGAAGCUCGAGUCGAUUCUCUACUUCUGCCAGUGCAUGACAAAUGCAGCAGUUGUUGCCAUGUCCGAGAACUGCCCUGACCUUUUGGUGUUCCGCCUCUGUAUUAUGGGCCGCCACCGCCCUGAUCGGAUUACUAGGGAGCCCAUGGAUGAGGGUUUCGGGGCGAUUGUGAUGAACUGCAAGAAGCUCACCAGACUUUCAGUCUCUGGCCUGCUCACCGAUAAGGCGUUUGCACACAUUGGAAAACAUGGAAAACUCAUAAAGACUCUGUCUGUUGCCUUUGCUGGGAAUAGUGACAUGUCUCUUCAACAUGUGUUUGAGGGAUGCACUAGGUUGCAGAAGCUUGAGGUCAGAGACAGCCUUUUUGGCGACAAAGGACUGCUCUCUGGUCUGAAUUAUUUUUACAACAUGAGGUUCUUUUGGAUGAACUCAUCCAGGCUAACUGUUAGGGGUUGUCGGGAUGUAGCUCAGCAAAUACCUAAUCUGGUGGUUGAAGUAAUGAAGGAAAAUGAAGGGGAAAUCGAUACCGUUGAUAAACUGUACCUGUAUCGAUCAUUGGCAGGACCAAGGGAAGACGCUCCAUCAUUUGUCAACAUCUUGUAGUACUGCCAUUGAAGAAGUUUGUUGUAAGGUCAUGUUUGUUCUACUAUUCCUGACCAUUGCU